Hirsutella rhossiliensis is the source of this 3591-nucleotide messenger RNA. RefSeq names its product splicing factor 3B subunit 1 domain-containing protein. The transcript has 2 exons. Gene Ontology annotation, biological process: spliceosomal complex assembly. Bases 1 to 3591 code for a protein of 1196 amino acids. The record is from RefSeq and is a predicted model, not a curated record. Lineage: Eukaryota; Fungi; Ascomycota; Sordariomycetes; Hypocreales; Ophiocordycipitaceae. Gene Ontology annotation, cellular component: catalytic step 2 spliceosome; U2-type prespliceosome; U2 snRNP. Gene Ontology annotation, molecular function: mRNA binding.
AUGUCCGACGCCGAUUUCGAAGCCGUGACCAAGCGUCAGCGCGAGCGCAAUGCCUCGGCCGCAGCAAAGAAGAGCUCGCGUGGCUCCGACUUCUCGACUCAGCGCUCCGACGCAACACGCCAGAAGCUCACCGACAGUGCUGACAAUGAGCUCUACGAACGAGAUGGCGGUGAGAAGUUUUCAGGCUACCACACGUCUCUUCCCAUGGGCGACGAUGACGACGACGACGAUGCGGGUCAAGACAAGACUCGCCGCUUGGUCGGGCAAUACACUGCCUCCCGCGAAAUGAUCGACGAGUUUGCUCGAGGGGAUGGCGUUGAGGAAGACGAUAUUCUGGCCGACCGGGGAGAAAAGAGCGGUCGCAUCAUCGACCGCGAGACGGACUACCAGAAGCGCCGCUUCAACCGCGUCCUAACGCCAACCAGGGCCGACCCCUUCGCCAAGAAUCGACAGGCGGGCGCGGCCGAAAAUGGCACGACAUACCGGGAAAUCAUGCAGGGCCAAGAGCUCGAGAGAGAAGAGGAGCGCAAUCCGGACAAGGAGAACGCCGAAGCUGGCUCCACAGUUGCAGUGACUGCUGGCCGCAAACGCAAGAAGAGAUGGGACAUCUCCUCGGAACCAAGUGACAGCCAGGCACAGCCCGAGUCCGCCGUCAGCGCACAGUCGAAGCGGUCCAGAUGGGACGAGGCUCCCUCUGUGCAGGGCCUUGCCGGGUCCGAGGCUGCCAAGCAGCGCUCUCGUUGGGAUCAAGCGCCAUCUGCGACGCCCAUGGGCAACCAAGGGCUCGCAACUCCCGCGCAGCCAACAAAAAUGCCGGCAAUGCCAACGGCUGUUUUCGGUACCGAAGUGGGACGCAACAUGCCGCUCAGCGACGAGGAGCUAGACCUGCUCUUGCCAGGAGAAGAUCAGGGCUACAAAGUUCUCGAGUUUCCGCCUGGAUUCGUGCAAGCCCGCGCGCCGGCUCACAGGAUCAUGGCCACGCCAGCUCCCCAGACGGGGUUUAUGAUGCAAGACCCUGAACAAACCCGGCUGGGCGGCCAACCGAUGCCGGCAGAGAUCUCGGGCGUCGGUGACUUGCAGUUUCUCAAGCCCGAGGACAUGACAUACUUUGGAAAGCUCAAUGACGGCACCGAGGAGAGUAGCUUGUCGGUGGACGAGCUAAAGGAGAGGAAGAUCAUGAAGCUGUUGCUCAAGAUCAAGAACGGAACCCCGCCUAUGCGCAAGACUGCUCUUCGUCAGAUUACGGACAAUGCGCGGCAAUUCGGACCAGGGCCUCUGUUCGCGCAGAUCCUCCCUCUGCUCAUGGAGAAGACGCUCGAGGAACAGGAACGCCAUCUCCUGGUCAAGGUCAUUGACCGUAUCCUCUACAAACUCGACGAUUUGGUGCGCCCCUAUGUGCACAAGAUCCUCGUCGUCAUUGAGCCGCUGCUCAUUGACCAAGACUACUACGCCAGAGUGGAAGGCCGUGAAAUCAUCUCAAACGUUGCCAAAGCCGCGGGCCUCGCAACCAUGAUUAGUGUCAUGCGGCCGGACAUUGACCAUGUGGACGAUUACGUGCGGAAUACGACGGCGAGGGCAUUCUCGGUCGUGGCAUCUGCCCUUUCUAUUCCCGCAAUGCUGCCGUUUCUGAGAGCAGUCUGCCGGAGCAAGAAGUCGUGGCACGCCAGGCACACCGGAGUUAAGAUUGUACAGCAGAUUGCCAUCCUCAUGGGAUGCGCCGUCUUGCCUCACCUCAAGGGCUUGGUCGACUGCAUCGCGCCGAACCUCAGCGACGAUCAGACCAAGAUCAGAACAGUGACCAGUCUCGCCAUAGCUGCGUUGGCUGAGGCGUCCAACCCCUACGGUAUCGAGAGCUUCGACGAGAUCCUGAACCCUCUCUGGACCGGUGCGCGCAAGCAGCGAGGCAAGGGACUCGCCGCGUACCUCAAGGCUGUUGGAUACAUCAUUCCCCUGAUGGAUGAGGAAUAUGCCAACUAUUACACGACCCAGAUCAUGGAGAUUGUGUUGCGCGAGUUUUCUUCGCCCGACGAAGAAAUGAAAAAGGUCGUGCUCAAGGUGGUUUCUCAGUGCGCCGCUACCAAGGGCGUAAGCAGCGAUUAUCUCAAGGAGCACGUCCUCGACGAAUUUUUCAAAAACUUUUGGGUGAAGCGGAUGGCCCUGGACAAGCGCAACUACAAGCAGGUGGUGGAAACGACGGUUGACGUCGGGCAAAAGGUGGGCGUCGGCGAGAUUCUUAACAGGAUCGUCGACAACCUCAAGGACGAAAGCGAAGCCUACCGCAAGAUGACGGUAGAAACGACCGAGAAGGUGGUCACAAGCCUGGGAGCUGCCGACAUCGACAAGCGACUGGAGGAGCUCCUGAUGGAUGGUAUCCUGUACACGUUCCAGGAGCAGAGCGUCGAGGACCUUGUGAUUCUCAACGGCUUUGGCUCCGUGGUCAACGCCCUGGGAGAUCGCUGCGUCGACUAUCUGCCGCAGAUCACGAGCACCAUCCUGUGGCGCCUGAACAACAAGUCGCCCACGGUUCGCCAGCAGGCGGCCGAUCUCAUUUCCCGGAUCGCCAUGGUGAUGAAGCAGUGUGGCGAGGACGAACUCAUGGGCAAACUUGGCGUCGUGCUGUACGAGUAUCUGGGUGAAGAGUACCCCGAGGUGCUGGGCUCGAUCCUGGGGGCCCUCCGCUCCAUUGUCACCGUCGUGGGCAUCGCGCAGAUGCAGCCGCCCAUCAAGGACCUUUUGCCUCGCCUGACGCCCAUCCUCCGCAACCGCCACGAGAAGGUGCAGGAGAACACGAUUGACCUGGUGGGCCGUGUGGCGGACCGCGGCCCGGAGUGUGUCAAUGCUCGCGAGUGGAUGCGAAUCUGCUUCGAGCUGCUCGACAUGCUCAAGGCGCACAAGAAGGGCAUCCGACGAGCGGCCAAUAACACGUUUGGCUUCAUCGCAAAGGCCAUUGGCCCGCAGGACGUACUGGCAACGCUGCUGAGCAACCUCCGGGUGCAAGAACGGCAGUCUCGAGUCAACACGGCCGUGGCGAUUGGCAUCGUGGCCGAGACUUGCGCGCCAUUCACCGUCUUGCCCGCGCUGAUGAACGAGUAUCGCGUGCCGGAGCUCAACGUGCAGAACGGCGUGCUCAAGGCCCUCUCGUUCCUCUUCGAAUACAUCGGCGAGAUGGGCAAGGACUACGUCUACGCAGUCACACCGCUCCUGGAGGACGCCCUCAUCGACCGCGACCAGGUGCACCGUCAGACAGCGGCGUCGGUGGUCAAGCACAUUGCGCUCGGGGUUAUAGGGCUGGGGUGUGAGGACGCCAUGGUCCAUCUGCUCAACCUGCUGUACCCCAACCUGUUUGAGACGAGCCCGCACGUCAUCGACCGCAUCAUCGAGGCGAUUGAGGCCAUCCGUAUGGCGGUGGGCCCUGGCGUUGUGCUCAACUACGUUUGGGCCGGCCUGUUCCAUCCGGCUAGAAAGGUGCGGACACCAUACUGGCGACUGUACAACGAUGCCUAUGUCCAGGGGGCGGAUGCCCUGGUGCCAUACUACCCCAACCUCAGCGAAAACAGCCUGGACAGGCCGGAGCUGGCCAUUGUCCUGUGA